UAGGGCCACUUCCGGUGGGCUGCUUCCGGUAGGCGGGGAGACUGCCUUGAGGCCACUUUCUGUUGGCUGGUUCGGGACGCAAAGCCAAGGAGACUGGCUUCCGGAAGAGGCGAUGCGGUCGCCUUGGUGUUGCUUCGGUAGGCCCGAGAGGCCAGCAGAGUAAGCGGCUUCUGGACAGCGGAGGACUCUGGUCGCGUGGGCGUCGCCGUACGGCGUGAGAAAGAGGCCCCUGGCGCCAUGCGGCCGCGGCUGGCGGUGCCGGCUGACCGCAGGCUGAAGCAGCGGGUAGUGCAGUACCUCGCCAGUAAUAGAUGUGGCAAAUAUGUGGACACUGGAGUCUUAGCAUCUGAUUUGCAAAGAAUGUACAGUAUGGACUACGGCCGAAGAAAAAGGAAUGCUUUUAAGAUUCAGGUAGAAAAAGUAUUUAACAUACUUAGUAGUGAGAAGGAGUUUAAGAAUCUAACAGAAUUAGAAGAUGAGCAUCUGACAAAAAGACCAAGACAAGGCGGAGAGGAUAAUGAGUGUACUGAAAGCUCUUCUGAUGGUGAUUCAAAUGUAGAAGAUUACACAGAUCCACAGUCAGCAAACCACAUGAACACUUCACUGCUCUCUCUAUAUCGGAAAGGAAAUCCUGAUUCUGUUUCAAAUACUCCAGAGAUGCAGCAAAGAGAAACUACUGCUUCAACACCACAGCUGAGUUCUAAAACGGGCUCCAUUCCUUUGAAGACUCCUGCCAGAGAGUCUGAGGGAGGAUGGUUUAUUGAAAGAACCCCACAUGGAAAGAAAAACAGUUUUUUCUUGGAGCCAUCGGCCGAGAAGAGUAAUCAUAAGCCUUUAUAUGAGGAUACAAAAGAUUUUUAUCCUUUGGAGAGUGAUAAAAAAAGAAAAGGCAACAUAAAGGGCAGAGGAAACAAAUGGAAAAAAGAAGAUCUUCAGGAAGUAGAUGGAGAAAUAGAAGCUGUCCUGCAAAAGAAAGCUAAAACCAGAGGGCUAGAAUUGCAGAUCUCCAAUGUGAAGUUUGAAGAUGUUGGAGGCAAUGAUGUGACAUUAAAAGAAGUCUGCCAGAUGCUCAUACACAUGCGUCAUCCAGAGGUGUACCACCACCUGGGCAUUGUGCCGCCUCGAGGUGUUCUCCUUCAUGGGCCCCCUGGUUGUGGGAAGACAUUGCUCGCACAUGCAAUUGCUGGGGAACUUGACCUGCCGCUCCUGAAAGUGGCUGCUCCAGAGAUUGUGUCGGGAGUUUCUGGGGAAUCUGAACAGAAGCUCAGAGACUUAUUUGAAGAAGCUGUGUCAAGUGCUCCAUGUAUUGUUUUCAUUGAUGAAAUUGACGCUAUUACUCCCAAAAGAGAAGUUGCUUCAAAAGAUAUGGAACGAAGAAUUGUAGCUCAGCUUCUAUCCUGUAUGGAUGAUCUGAAUAAUGUGGCUGCUACCGCUCAAGUCCUAGUCAUUGGAGCUACAAACCGACCAGACUCAUUAGACCCUGCUUUGAGACGUGCAGGAAGGUUUGACCGAGAAAUAUGCCUAGGUAUCCCAGAUGAAGCUUCCAGGGAAAGAAUACUUCAAACUUUAUGCCGAAAACUCAGACUUCCUGAAACAUUCAAUUUUUGUCACAUGGCACAUCUUACACCAGGCUUUGUUGGUGCUGAUCUGAUGGCGCUUUGCCGAGAGGCAGCUGUGUGUGCAGUGAACAGGGCCUUGAUGGCGCUGCAAGAGCGGCAGAGAGGAAGCCCUGAGGGUGAAGGCAGCCAGGGGGAAAGGCUGGAAACAGAGCCCACUUUGGAAAGACAGGAUGAAUUGCAAAGGCUGCUGGGGUUGCUAAGAGACCAAGAUCCCCUCUCAGAGGAGCAGUUGCAAGGCCUGUGCAUUGAAUUGAAUGACUUCAUUGUUGCUCUUGCCUCAGUCCAACCUUCUGCCAAGAGGGAAGGUUUUGUCACUGUUCCUAAUGUGACUUGGGCAGAUAUUGGUGCUCUGGAAGAUAUUAGAGAAGAGCUCACCAUGGCAAUACUGGCACCAGUACGCAUCCCAGACCAGUUCAAGGCUCUUGGCCUGGUGACUCCAGCUGGAGUCCUCCUUGCUGGUCCUCCUGGCUGUGGGAAAACUCUACUGGCAAAGGCUGUGGCAAAUGAGUCUGGACUAAAUUUUAUAUCUGUCAAGGGCCCAGAAUUACUAAAUAUGUAUGUUGGUGAGAGUGAACGAGCUGUGCGGCAGGUUUUUCAGCGAGCCAAGAACUCAGCACCAUGUGUGAUAUUCUUUGAUGAAGUGGAUGCGUUAUGUCCUCGAAGGUCAGACAAAGAGUCCAGCGCAAGUGUCCGGGUGGUGAAUCAGCUACUUACAGAGAUGGAUGGUCUAGAAACACGACAGCAGGUUUUUAUCAUGGCAGCCACUAACAGGCCAGAUAUCAUUGACCCUGCAAUUUUGCGCCCAGGCCGGCUGGACAAAACACUCUUUGUGGGUUUGCCACCCUCAGCAGACCGUCUUGCCAUUUUAAAAACUAUCACAAAAAAUGGCACCAAACCUCCCCUGGAUGAAGAUGUAAGUUUGGAAGCAAUUGCUGGUGAUCUUCGCUGUGAUUGCUAUUCGGGUGCAGACCUCUCUGCUUUGGUACGAGAAGCUUCUCUGUGUGCCCUAAGACAGGAAAUGGCAAGAGAAAAGUGUGGAAAUGGAAAAGGUGAGCUCAAGAUUAGUCAUGCACACUUUGAAGAAGCUUUUAAGAAAGUGAAACCAUCUAUAUCAGUAAAGGAUCGAAAAAUGUAUGAAGCUCUUCAGCAGUCCCUCAGCCAGUGACAUCUCCAGCUGCCAGCAUGGUGAAUCCAGCACAGUAAGCCAGUCAAGUGGUCUAGGUGCUCUGAGAUGCCUGCCCUCAGCCCAACAUAGAUAUGGUCUCUCUCAUGUAAGCAUUUUAUUUUCAUAUUAAUGAGGACAAACUGGAAGCUGAAGAUUCUUCAAUACAGCAGACCUUGUGGGAAAACUCCCCACAUCUUUAAGGGAAAAAAAAAUUAAACUGGUGAAAUAAAAUUUUACUCAAAAUUUUUAAUUUGAAACAACUUAAGGCCUUGGGCUUACUACUUUCAGAAGCCUUCAGUGUGCGUUUCUGUAAUGUGUCCUCACAACGGAGUCACACUAUGCAUGUUCAUUAGAGUUGUCAUGAAGCAAUGCCUUGUUCAUCUCUAAUCCUCUAAUAAGUACAAAUAAUGAUCAUGUUUCUAAAAUUCUUUAAUGUAAUUUUAACUACUUCAAUGGUUUGUAGUUUAGACAUCCUCUUAGAUUCUGGCCUAUUCAAAGCUUUGUUUGGGGUUUACUAUUACAGGGAGACUUACCAAACUAUACUUGGACUUUCCUUAAGCUAUGACCGUCGAGUCAUCCCAGCAUAAAUGGACACUUGAUCUACAUUGGGUUUCUGCUCUGCAUUCUCACUUGGUUAUUUUCCUGCGUGCUCUGACUCAGUCUUUGGUGCCUCACAUAAUAUCCUUGCUCCUUCAAAAUUGGAACACGGUUUAUUAAAAGUCUCUUUGCUGCUUACCUUGAUAUACUUUGUUACCUGUGAUUAUUAGUCUUCAACCUGCUAUCCGUCCCAAACCAUUUCUUCACCUCCAUCUACUCAAAAGGAUUUACACUCUUAAAGUCUACUAAUCAGUCCAUAGCAUAAGACUGCUGGCUGUGCCCACCUCUGUCUCUUUACUGGACUCUUGAUUGGACAAUUCAUACAGCAUCCUUACACUCACUUUAUUGAUGUAACCCUGACCUUUCAACCAUUACUGCUUCUAACCACUUUUUCAUGACAACUGUUUCAGGGCCAGUAUUUUCAGACUUCUUUGUCACUGGAGCUCCAGUGUGCAUGCAGGCCAAAGAUUACCCUCAAUACUGUCAACCUAUGGUCAUUGUUACUCCCUGUAACUUUACUUGUAUCUUAGACUGCAAGUCUAGAGGUUGAAUUCUCCAACCCUGGUCCCUCUAAACCAGUCUCAGUCUGCCUUCAAUAGACCUGCUGCACACGACAAAAAUUCUGGCCUCUGAUAUCCAGAAAGACCAUCACUUUCUUAAGUCCCUCAUCUCAACCCCUGGAUAACCACUGCUAGUUAUACUCCAAUUGCUCAUUGCCAAUACAUCACUUUAUCAGUCAGUCACAGACACUUGUUUUUUCCUUUACUCACAGAUACAGUACUUUGAAGAAAAGAAGACCCAAGGCAUAUACCAACCACAACUUUCCUCUUUUAACAGGAAUGGCAUUUGCCAUUUGAUAUUUCUUAUGAGGGCCCCCAGCACUUUUCAUAACUGAUACACAUAAACUUUUCUGUCUUGAUCUCACUACUUGUCUUACUGCCCUGAGUAUGUUCUUUGCAGGAAUCAAGUCCUGUGCCUUCCUUCCAACUGGACAGGUAUUUGUACCAUAGCUUUUCUAGCCCCUGAUACACAAAUUGUUCCCAACAACUAGUCUUUCCCUCCCUUUUCUGCCUUCAUUUGACCAAAAAACAGUGAUUACUCUAGUUCCUGUCUUGGCAUAGGAAUUGCUACAGAGAUAAGAACAAGAGCUACAGGACUACACUCUCCACAGCCUCUCCCUCAAGCUUGCUGAGGGCCUAUCCCCAUCUCUACUGCCAUAAACACAGAGGUCUUGAUGCACUAAAUAAAGCACAGGGAGGUCUGCAUGGCUUUGGAAGAACAACACUGAUAGUAUAUCCACCAGUCAAAUGUUGGACAAGCUGUAGAUCAGGCAUCCCAAUUAAGGGAAUAAGGGCCAAUCAGUUCCUCUCUUAAAAUCAUACUUGGGGGUGGCUUUCCUGGCUGUCACUCUUGGCCAGGAGACAAUUCAGGCAUAAUCAACCAGUGAAGACCCCAACUAUGCCUCUUCUAACUCAACCCUCAAAGUGCUGGCUCAGCCUUUCCAUCCUCUAGCCACUUCCAAUUCCCCAGGCUCCACUGUAGGUCAUUAAAUCCUACAUAAGAGUCACACAGACUCCAUAAUCUGUAGGUAGGAAUAAAGACUGCUCUCAGAUUGAGGCAGCUUCAGAAGAAGCUCUCAGUAUCCCAUAAAGAUUUUGGGGAUUAGGUGUUUUGGGAAAGUUGAUGCAGGAGAUGGCUAAGGAAAUGUCUGGAAACAGAAAGGAGGCCCCUGCCUGCCUUGGAACCUACUUUCUGGGCUACCUCUGAGGCACAGCCAAGUACAAAGCUCUGGAAAGAAGGGCAGGCCCACUUUGGAUGCCUUUUGGGUCUAGAUCUCCCUACUGAGUUAAACAGUCACCUAACGAACAGUAGGACUGGGAUCCUCAGGUCAAAUGCAAUGGGAAAGUGUAACCAGAUAACUUGGCUUCUGUGCAAGCAGUCUGGGCAUAUACCUGGUGAUCUGCAGUGCUUGGUCAACCCCUGCUCUGAUAGGCAUGCCAUUAACUCAGUUGAUUUGACCCUCCGUGGGCUUUGGAAGCCAUGCCAAUUCCCUCAAGAGCCAUAAAGGAUUAAAAACUCCCCAAUGAAGGGACCCAGCCAGGCUGCUCAUUGGCAGGAGUCAUAGCUCAAACUAAAUGCUCAAUCCCACCCCAAACCCUCAGGUUUAAAGUCCUCAGUACCAAGCCCUCUAAUGCUGUGAGCUUUUCUCACUGGCCCACUUCCACCCUGUGGACUGUACUGUUUUUCUUCCAAAUCUUUUACUGCUGCUUUUGGGUGUUGUGCUCAAUUCUUUGGCUAGGACAGUGGUGGCAAACCUAUGGCCCAAGUGCUGCAAUGGGCUAUUUAUCAUUGAAAGUUCUAAAAAGUUCUCCAUCGCUGGCUUAGGACAUCAAGAAUUUGUACAAGACCUCCAAUCCUAUAACAUCCCUAUUCACCCUUGCUCCCAUCUCAUGCAAGGGGAACCUAGGGUUGCUUCUGCUUAACACAGACUUAUUAUGUCACUUUCAGCUCACCAUCCCUUGGUGUCCUUAGUUCUAUCAGUCUAAUUGCACACGGAUUUAAAUCUGAUACCACCUAUCUUUGGCAUCUGCCUUCCCUCUCUUUAAAACACCCAAGUUCUUUCACGCAUCAGCCCUUGUUUCCCAAAAUGUUCCUGCCACCCACUGGCCAUCCUUCACUAAAAUACCAUGUUCUGAGAAGAUCUUUAGGACCCUUCUGCUUCUGCUUGUGCCUCAAGUUAUGCAGACUCGUGUCACUCAUGUUACACUGGGGGUCGAAGCCUGAGGUGGAGAUCCUCAGCAGCAGGGCCCCUGUUCUCUUUUGGGUCCCAAACAUGACAAGGAACAUGAGAAGGAAGUAACAUUGGGUGGCGUAAUGGCGCAGAGCAGUUAGCAUUGGAGAGAGCUGAUGAAACCGGGGCUUCUCAGCCAUCGUCAAGAAGCUGGCGAGGCUUUCUAUAAAGAGCACUAAGGAGUGAAUAGUUUGAGCAGCAGUGAUCAGCUGCUAUGGUUCAGGACAGCUGUGAUCUUCCCUCUUGCUGUGUGCAUGGAGCUGACAACACUCCCACACCUUGUCCCCUGGCAACAGGGACCAGCAGGACCGUGGCCCCUGAGUGGCACUGAUCUGAGCUUGCCUGGGCUGAUCUCCAAGGCAUCUGCAGUGGGGAGGCCCUUUGUGGAUGCAGACAGAAGAGCCAUCUGCAGUCACACAGCCCAUGAAGUUCUGACUUGGGUCCCCAGCACUGCUCCAAUGUGGUCCUUGCUGGAACAUGGGACCAGGUCUAAAGUGAGGCUCCCGAUUCUCUUCCUGGGCAAGGAGUGGAGUGUGGGAUUGAGGCACUCAAGAGAUUCACAUGCUCACCUAUCUUUCUGCUUGGCACAAGCAGCAUUGGCUGGAAGUACCUUCGCCUCUGCAUGAUCUAAAUUGGGCUUUACACAGCUGUUGUGCUUGGAAAGAAUGUUUCUGAGCUGACUCUGAAAAUCCUUGUUUGUCCUGUUCUGACUUGUAAUUCAGCCCCAAGAACUUCUGGGAAGAUGGAAGAGUGGUGAGCAGCAGAGAAAGAGCCUCUCUGAGAUUUGAUGUCCUAACAUUGAAAUAUGGGGGCAUGAAGAGAAGGAAGGAAGUGGGUUCCUGGGACCUAGAAGGAGCUGAAGUGAGAAAAUGAAGUCCACGGGAGAGUGGAAAGAGACUUCAAUGAAAAAAAGGAAGGUACCAGGUGGUGCUUUGUCCCAGAGUCCAGACUCAUGGUGUGGGAAGGGCAGUUUGAACCUGCAGGUGCAUGGUGAUUACUGGCGGCUCCAGAGGCCUCCGUGGAGAAAUGCACCUGUGGAACUAAGCAGUGGACACAGCUGAACACAGUGGCUG
Molecule: messenger RNA, 7245 nt
Organism: Fukomys damarensis (Damara mole-rat)
Lineage: Eukaryota; Metazoa; Chordata; Mammalia; Rodentia; Bathyergidae
Gene: Nvl
Product: nuclear VCP like
Exons: 23
Coding region: 238-2784 (848 amino acids)
Biological process (GO): ribosome biogenesis
Cellular component (GO): nucleus
Molecular function (GO): preribosome binding; RNA binding; ATP binding
Source: RefSeq, a predicted model, not a curated record